Messenger RNA from Hemiscyllium ocellatum (epaulette shark), 9659 nucleotides. RefSeq names its product PHD finger protein 20, b (gene phf20b). The record is from RefSeq and is a predicted model, not a curated record. Gene Ontology annotation, biological process: regulation of transcription by RNA polymerase II. The transcript has 20 exons. The coding region runs from base 318 to 3590 and encodes 1090 amino acids. NCBI's taxonomy places the organism in Eukaryota, Metazoa, Chordata, Chondrichthyes, Orectolobiformes, Hemiscylliidae. Gene Ontology annotation, cellular component: NSL complex; MLL1 complex.
UUGAGGCGCGGGGUCCGUGGCCGGGUUGUUGUUGUUUUCAAAUCCGAAAAAUAACAAGGGGGAGAAAAAAACACCCCUCCCCGAGCCCGCAGCCCCCAACCGCGGGCACUUUGCAAACCGCCUCCCUUUGCAUCGCCGCGAAUGCAGCCGGAGCCCGGGCUCUGCCUUUGGAUGCGAUCUCGGAGCAGCCGGGAGAGAGAGAUAAUCAGGGUUUUAAUCUUCUCGGGAGUUUGGAGGCAGCAGGAGGUGAAAUAAAAAGAGGAGUCGUCACAGCUUCGAGCAACAUGGACACGGCGAGAGACUGAAGUGUGUUGAAGAUGUCCAGGAAGCCUCCGAGCAGACGUGGUAUUACUUUUGAGGUGGGCGCAAGGCUUGAAGCACGUGAUAGACUGAAGAAAUGGUACACGGCACACAUUGAGAAGAUUGAUUACGAAGAGGGGAAGGUGCUGAUUCAUUUCAAGCGCUGGAAUCAUCGUUACGACGAAUGGUUUAGCUGGGACAGCGUGUACCUCCGGCCUUUAGAGAGGCCGCUGCUGCGGAAAGAGGGGGCCAAGCUGGAUGAGCCCGUCGUGGAGUUCCGCCCCAGUGAACAAGUGUUGGCCUGCUGGUCUGACUGUCGCUUCUACCCAGCUAAAGUUAUAUCAGUCAACAAGGAUGCUUCGUACACGGUGGAAUUCUACGAUGGCGUUGUGCAGACUGUGAAGAAAAUCCACGUCAAAUCUCUUCCCAAGAGCUCGCGGGACAAGAAUGCUGCGAGUGGUAGGAAUAAAGAAAAUGGCUCCGGCAGUGCAAGACAAAGGGAGAGGUUACGGGACAGGGCUCCCUCAUCCCUUGCGGAUGAGCGGGUCAGGGAGAACAAGAUUAUGGAGAAGAAGGAGGAAGAGGCCAAGCCAGCGGUGCCUGAAGUGGAGCAAAAGCCUUCUCCCGAAGCCCCUCGGGAGCAGGCUGAGCAGCCAAAGAGCUCGCCAGAGGCCCCGUCGCAGAAGAGCUCUCCGUCUUCCAGUGAGCUGGGAAAGCCAGAGGAGAAGAGAAAGCGCGGGAGGCCCCCGUCUGUGGGGCUAGCAGGCAGCCAUUCUAAAGGGGCUGCACGUCAGAACGAUCGCAAACCACUUCCACCACACCAAGGGGGCUCCGGAACUGGAAAGAGGAAGUCUGCCUCCGAUGUCUCAUUGCAGCCGAAGCACACCAGGCUUAGCAAGCCAGCAGGCCCGCGGCAGUCCACGGGUGAGCAAGGACAGAGCCAGAUCAGAAGGAGGUCUUUACGUCUCGCUUCUGGGGACAGCAACUCCUCGUCGAUGGGUGGCCAGGCCGAGGGAGCAGAGACACGGAGCAAGACCAAGGAGCAGGACAAGGUCGAGCAAGCAGCAGCAGGAUCUGAACCCUCUGCCCAGGUACACCAGGCUCCCUCUAUCAAAGUGCAGUGUUCCUCAGACACUGGCCCCAAAACCUCCACAGCCGAGGCCGUUACAAGCCCUAAGCACCAAACCGGUGAAGCAGCCAAGCCGAGUUCCUCAGUGCCGAGCGCGGAGUCGAAGCCUCCUCCCAAGGAAACUGCUCCAGUUGUGAAGCGUGUGCCACGAUCCCAGAACCCAAACAGAUACAGUAGGGAACCCUUGACAAGCAGCACUCCGAAUCCCGAAAACCACCUGCCCCCCAAGGCGCUGAUCAUCGAGCUGGACCACAACAAGUUCAAGUGCAAGAUCCCAGAGUGCUCGAAGGCCUUCCGCAAGGCCAAGAUGCUGCACUACCACAUGAAGUACUACCAUGGCAUGGAGAAGGCCGAGCCGGAUCCCGGCUCCCCGAAAAGGAGCAUGCAGACACGGGGUUCCUGUGCAUCGGAGAGCGACACGCUGCUGGACAGCCCCAAGCGGCGGCGCACCACCUCGGGCUGUUUACAAUGGUCCCAGCAAGCGUCUCACAGGGGCUCGCAGUCCUCCAGCGCUGAACUCCCCCCUGGCAGGCUGGCGGAGAAACGGAGGGUAUCGACACCAUCCUCUCUGGACAUCGCGGCACAGUCCAGGCUCUCGCUCCGUGAGAAGAGCAAGGAUAGUCCGACCGAGAGGUCGCAUCAGAAGCUGCAAGACCGGGAAAGCGGGUCAAGGGAGAGGAGUAAAGAGAAGAAGCUGCGUGAUUUCCUGAAGGUCAAGCUGAAGAAAAAGAAGAAGAAGAAAAAGAAGUCCAAAUCUGAGUUUUCUGGCAGCGAAGAGAACGUAGAUGUCUCCAGAGAUUUCCCACCAAAAAGAUCCACGUUCCCUUCAACCAGAUCGUCCUCUUACAGAUAUCCUUUCUCUCAUAAAUAUACGUCCUUACGCAGUUCUGACUCUGGAUACUACAUAGAAGGGCUGAAAUUUGACGACAUUUCAGAUGACGACCCAACGAGUGACUCUUCGACGGACAGCCUGCUGUGGAGCGAAGACGACUACAGUCAGGACGUGGAUGUGACCACGAAUCCCGAUGAGACUGGCGAUGGCGACGGCAGCCAGUUAGAAAUUGUACGCUGCGUCUGUGAGGUGGAGGAAGAGAACGAGUUCAUGAUUCAGUGUGAGGAUUGUUUGUGCUGGCAACACGGAGUCUGCAUGGGCCUACUGGAGGACAGCGUGCCCGAAACCUAUACUUGUUAUAUCUGCAGGGACCCACCAGAUCAGCGUUUGAGCUCCAGGUACUGGUACGACAAGGAGUGGCUAAGCAGUGGCCAUAUGCAUGGCCUGACCUUUGUAAAAGAGAAUUAUUCCCACCAGAACAGUGGGAAGAUCAUUUCGACACACCAGCUACUGGGGGAUGUCCACAAGGUGAUCGAGGUGUUGCACGGCCUGCAGCUGAAGAUAUACAUCCUGCAGAAUAAAGACCAACCGGACCUGAAGUUGUGGUGCAAACCCUGGAGAAUCUCCUCAACGGCCUUUGAGAAGCUGAGGGAGAGGCAGAGUGCGCCCAGCGAGGACAGCAAUAGCGCGGUCAGCGCCAGUGCCAGCACACCGUGCCGGGCACAGAACGGCACAGCCGAGCGGCAGAGCAGGCUCCCCAUGAUCGAGGAGUCCUACAUCACCAACGAGCACUGUUACCAGAAGCCUCGGGCCUACUACCCAGCAGCAGAGCAAAGGCUGGUGGUGGAGACCCGCAACUCCGCGCUGGAUGAAGGGAUCGGGAGGAUGAGGGAGAACGGAGACGAGACUCUGGCCGAGAGAUUCGGGCGGAAUCUCGACGAUGACUCGGGCAGAUCCGACAUUGAGGUUUGCCGAGAGGAAACCAGUUCCUGCAAGGUCCGUGGCAGCAGCGGUGACAGCUCCCCUGAGACAGAGCGGGAGAAAGAAAGCUCCGAGCUGAAGGAAAGUGGGAAUGAAGGGCCCGGUGACCCCCAGCUGCAGUGGCAGGUCAACCUACUGACCCACAUCGAGUCGUUGCAGGAUGAGGUCUGUCAUCGGAUGGACUUCAUCGAGAGAGAGCUGGACGUUCUCGAGAGUUGGCUGGACUAUUCUGGUGAGCUGGAGCCUCCUGACCCACUGACCCGACUGCCUCAGCUCAAACACCGAAUGAAGCAGCUCCUCACUGACCUAGGCAAAGUGCAGCAGAUAGCUUCCUGCUGCCCCGUGUGAGAGACACCAGGCACCCCCAGAGGACCAUUUGACCACCAGGACAUUGAGGCAGGGUCAGAGGUCGGUCAGCUUCAACAGCAGGAACGUUGCCAAAGGAUUACCGGGCUGUCAUGUGACUGGCCUUCACUCGGUACCGCGAGGUGAAUCUUGACUCCGGUUUCUGUUUGUAUUUCUUGUUCGGGGUUCUGGCCAUGCUCUGGUUGUUCUGACAGGGGAAGGGGGCUGGCCACAAGCCUACGUUCCAGUGAACCCGAGUCCAUCAUCUGUCUGCCCGUCUCCUGCUUGCUUUAACUCUUUUGGAACACUGUCAAGAGGUCGACUCACCAUCCGGACGUUUUAGAGAAGAAAAGGCUUUUUUUUAAAGAAAACCGAGAAGUUGCAAAGAAUUAUUGGUGUAUUUAAAAUUUCCAUGUUGUUUUGUUUUUUGGUUGAAGGAUAGAUCUUUCCUUGUGUUUUUUCAGGAAGAGCUCCUGGCCUGCUCCUGAGCUCUAACAGAGUGGGUUUCCUGAGCGAACUCUGGAGAGCUAAUGCAGAGACCAGCUGGGACAGAUUGUUUUAUGUCAAUUCUUCAGAGUUGUUCAUGCAAUCUCGAAUUGUUAACUUAAUCCACCCAGGGUUGUAAAGUUUUGAUCUCACCCCUUUCAAAAGCACCUGAUAGUUUAUUAUUCCCCAGUUACAUCAGCUCCGUCGUUGUAGGGGGAGGUAGAAAGGCUGACUGUUUCAGCUCCAUGUUAAUGCUGUGUAAACAAAUGGGUUUUCAAUGAACCAAUGCAUCUUCCAUCGUGUGUGUCAGAGGGAGGGAGGGAGUCACGGCCCAAGCUCGAUGUUUUGCUGAUGAUUCAUUCUUCUCAACUUCUUUUGAAUAUUCUCCCCAAACCAGGCUGUGUCCACUCCCACGGGGGACAAUGUGAAGCUACCCAAGUAGUGACUCCAUUAUAGCAGUUAGCGGAAAGUAUAUACACGAAUGUACAGUCAGGGCGGUGGGGAGGAACAGGAGGAGACCAUUUAGCCUCCCCUCGAGCCUGUUCCACACCACUGUGUCUAGCCUGUUCCUUAACACCAUAUCCCCACUGUCUAGUCUGUUCCUCCCUUGCCUAACAAAAACUUGUCGACGGUUGAGUUAAAUAUUGCAGAUGCUGGCAAUCCGAAAUAAAAACCAGCAUUGCUGGGAGCACUCUGCAGAUCAGACCACACCAUUUCAGAGAGAGCAACAGUGCGGACAUUUCAAGGAAGUGACCUUUCAGCUGAACUGAAACUACUAGCAGUCAGGUGAUGUUCCAUUUUAAUUUUGGUCUAUAAAGAGAAGAGACAAUAGAUUUUCCCCCUAAAGGGAUACAUGUCACUCCGUCUUUCUGCUGUGCAGGUGAUGGCUGAACAAUACAUAUCCACAUUUUCAGUUCUUUGCAGAUUCCUAAGAGAUUAAUUUGAGUGCUGAGGUCCUGAGAUAUGGAACUGGCUUUAACUGCCAGUGGCUAAGAAAGGAUUGCCAACUCAGGGGCAUAACAUGGUUUGCAAGAAAGGACAUUGAGCUGGGAGUAAAUCACUGGCCCACUCUCUUCCCAUUCUCUGAUAAACUCAACAGAACUCCCUUCCUGAUCUAACUGUCUCUUUCUCUCCUAUCUUGGUCCUUUUUAGAGACCCUUUCCCAAUUUUUGAUUACCUCCAAGUUGAGUAUUUACCCUCCAGAGUGAGCAUUUUGAAUAAGUUACUCUGUUUGCACACAGCAGGUUCAUAAUCUUUUUACUUUGGCAUCUCUUUUCUAAAAAAAAAGGGGGUUAGUUUACAUGUUUAGUUUUCCACUUAAAUCCUUCUGAAUUUGCCCUUCAAAAUGGAUUCCUUAUCCAUGUUAUGAUGAACUUCUUACCUAUGGUUAAUGUAUACACUUGAAUUGUGGCCCAUGACCAGUUAGACAUGUUCCUAGGGACCCAUGAGAAGAUGCUUCAUCCAUAUGUGGCACGAUAGCUCAGUGGUUAGCUCUGCUGCCUUGCACAACCAGGGACCUGGGUUCAAUUCCCACCUUUCUGGAAUUUGCAUGUUUUCCAGGUGUCUGCGUAGGUUUCUUCCGGGUGCACCGAUUUCCUCCCACACUCCAAUGAUAUGCAGGUUAGAUGGAUUGGCCAUGCUAAAUUAUCCAUUGUGGCUAGAGAUGUGCAGGUAGGUGGAUGAGCCAUGGUAAAUGUGGGGUUACAGGAAUAGGGUAGGGAAAUGGAUCUGGGUGGGAUGCUCUUGAGGGGGUUGGGUAUGGACUCAGUGGCUUGCUUCCACACUGUAGGGAUGAGUCAUGGGCACAACAUGGUUGUCUCUGUUACGGACAAACCGAGACUCUGAUGCAUUGAGGGGGUCAUAACCCCCCCCCCCCCUUCACUGAAUUCCAUUUCCACUUUGACCCAACUGGAGAGGUCAGAGGUCAAAUGCCAGAAGUAUCCAACGCAGCUGCUGGAGAUCUGAAACAAAAAUCGUGAGGAGGUCAGACAGCACUUGGAGAUAGAAGAUUGGAACUAAACGUUUCAAGUCGUGAAACUCCUGUAUUGAAACUCUGGCCUAUCAGGGUAACAUGGCUUCCCUCCAUGGAAGCGGCCUGACAUCUUGUGUCUUUCCAGUGCUUAAUUUCAGAGACAAACUUAAUUUGUGCAGAAAGUUCAGCCGACAGAGAAGUGGAGUGAACGAAUACUACUUGCACUGAAGUUGUUUUUGUUUUGGGGGGGAGGCUUUGCCUGGUCCUGCCUGCUCCCUUUCAAGCCGUGCCAGUCCUGAUUCUGAGAGAAGCCUACCAGGCUUCUCCAGUUGAUGGUGAUGAAACCAGAGCACUUGUGCCGGGGCUGUGUUGUUGCUACACCUAUGGUGGAAGCCAGUAGUGUGGUAUGGGGGUGGAGCUGUGCGUUGGCUGUACAGUAAACUUGUUGAAUCUGCAAACUCAUUUACGCCUGCUCCGAGCCUACAACACUAUCACGUUGAUUGCAUUCCGUCUGGCAAAUUAUUCUGAUUCGAACAGAAGACAUUUUGUGUUGCUAAUCCUGUACCAUGGCUGCAGUAGCAGUGCAAGCUCUGAGAUCUUGGAAGGGGUGAAAUUGACACGGGUCAGGUAACUAGGUGAGAGCUUAACGCUAUCUUUAUUUACAGACGUUAGUAGGUGACUGGGUCAGUUGCCCUCCCCAAUUGCUUUGGUUCGGAAUUUUAGAAGCACGUAUUACACAACAGCGUUGGCCCUGCGUGCAGUAGUUACCACAGUAUAAGUCAGUAUCAGAAACAGUACACUGUGACCUACAUAAUGGGUGUUCAGACUGGCUUCCUCCAGGAGACUCAGCCUCUGAAAGUAACACAUGGCACCUGGUCGUGGGGUGGAGUUACGUCAUGAACAGCAAUGGAUAUUAUUUAUUCCCCAAAAACAUUAGAUUUUUUUUCACAGCCAAGUGAAACUACGCUUGUAGGAAUUAAGGUUGUGGCUAGUAUUUGAAGUAUUGAUAAUCCAGUUCCUUCCCAUUUUGCUCCGGUGUGGUGGUGUUGGAGCUCUGAGUGGGGGUGGGGCUGGUUGGGCAGUUGGUCAUUUUCACCUUUGACCUGUUCAGAGGUCAGCAACCCUUUGGAAGCCAGCACGCUGUCAGAAUAUGAGGUUUUCUUCGGGAAGUUGUGUAAAAUGGCAAACUGUGAUAAUGGAUCAGGAGAGAGGUUUACUCUGUUACCUGCAGCUACUUUGUGUUGCACUAUUUAUUGAAGUUUUCUGGUAAAGUUGGAGUGUAGGUGGAGGCUGUACAAUUCCACUGGGCACGUGCUUUCUUUCUGGAUGAGUCAGGGUCCAGAGAGCAUACUGCAUGAGCCCCAUGGACUGCUGGCUUGAAGUGUCUUAUUCUCGUUUGGUAGUCUGUCCCAUGCCCGAAACACAAAAAGUUUCGAUAUAAAGUCUUCUCUGCUGUAAACCCAAAUCCAAACAGAUCGCUGUCUUGAUCUUUCAAUAAAAUUGCCUCCCCUGCGUUUUUUUUAUAUAAAUUAGUGCAGGACUUGAUCAGUAUCAAACCCUGUCCCAAAAAUGCUCCUGACUCAAACCUCUGCCUCAUGAUGUGAUUUAGCAGCUGCCCGAUUCCUGUCAGGAUUGAAUGAAUAUAUCAAAGUGAAAUGGCAAGACUGUAGUGUCAGGCUGCUGGAUGGAGUUGACUUCACUACUUGGGAAGACUUUCUGAUCCCGUUGAGAUGGAGUGUUUCUCAGUUGAGACCUUAGCUUGAGGCUUGAUGGUUGGUGUGGGGCUGGAAGGCUAAGACAGCACAGCACUUAAGGCCUUUUAAAAAGGAGCCGAGCUUUCCCUGAGGUUUUCCACAUCCAGAAUCGGGCAUGAGAGGGCGACCAAUUCCACACCCUGCGUAGUUUUUUUUUAGAAAAGCAAAGAUUUAAUGGCACUUUCACUCUGUCAGCCAACAGCCAUUGCUGCCUUCCAGCUCAGUCGGCUAGACGGCUGGUCUGCCAUGUAGAGGGAUACCCACGGCGUGGGUUCAAAUCCUGCACCAGCUGAGGUUACCCUGAAGGACUCUCCUCCUCAGCCUCUCUCCUCGCCUGAGGGGAGAUGACCGUCUGGUUCUCUCUCUCUCUCUCUCUCUCUCUCUCUCUGUUUCUCUCUCUGUUUCUCUCUCUCUCUCUCUACCAGCCCAGUGGUCCUCUGAGACAAUGACAAUGGCAAUUAGAGUCUGUGACCCUUAACCCACACUUGAGGAAGCCGUGCCCAACUGGCAGGGAUUCUGAUUGUGUGGUGUUGGCAACCCCCUGCCGUUGGGGUGCGGGUACUCAAUACACCCAGGACAGAAUGCACCAGACUUACUGGAUGCUUGCCAAACCAUCUGAGGCGUUUUAUCUCUUGAAUCAAGCAAUUUUUGGGAAAAAAAACCAGAAAUUUUGAAUUGUGUUUAUAGGACCCUGCAGUAUUUAACACUGAACUGACAGGUACCCUGUGUAAUGAUGGAGAGUUGAAAUUUGUGAACUAGUUUUCCUGUGUUACUGGACUGUGGAACUAUUACCAACUUCAAUAUGGCACAAAGCAACUCCUGCCCACUCAGCACUGUUUUCUCGUCAUGUCUUGUUCCUGCCUGUGUUUAUAUUUUAAAACUACUAGUCAAACUGUCUGUCUUACACCCUAAAGUGGUGUUGUGUGUGGGUUUAAUGAGACCAGCAGAACAAAAGGGUCUCCUCUUCAGCCACAAGGCUGUCACCCAGUCAACAAUUGGCAGUGUAGAGUUAGGAUCAGGCAGUGGGAGUGGGAGAGGGUGAAAAUAUACAACUCCAGUGGCCAUAGACAGAAAGCAUGUAAAGCCAGUUAGUUGUCCACCAUGUCACGCUCGGAAAGCCACUGUUUUGGGUUGUAGAAUAAGCUCAAAGGGGAGUGAUUUCCUUGCCCCCUGUUCCUGUUAGGGUGGGAGUUGCCACUUUACGUUUAGAGAUAGCCCUGUCGUACCGUGUCAUUGAGCUCUCUCCAAGGAGAGGUGACCUGAACACUGUUUUUACAAACUGACUGUGUGGGACGGGGGUAAAUGAGGCCAAGCCGAGAGACUGCAGCACGAGGAGCCAACCCUCUGUCUACCCAUCUCCUCCCCGCCCCCCCCCCCCCCCCCCAAAAACUCCAGCCAUUAACCAUCUCAGCACCUUGCAGCAAUGCAGGUUCAAUCCCCAUGGUUCCGUUUCACCACCCCCUCACCUUUCCCCUUGUGCAAGGUGCAUUGAUCACCUUUUACACAGCAUGCUAUUCCCCCCCCCCACCCCCCGGCCUUUAGAAACUGUUUGAAUUGUAUUUUGUGCUCGUUUCGUUGCUGGAACUAUUCGGUUUGAAGAGCUUGUUGAGACUGAAAAGACAAGUUGUUCAAUUUUGAAAACCCACAACUGAGGACAAGAAAUUAAAGCACAUUGUAUCAUGGGCACAGAAUGGGUUAUGUUUACAUGGACUAUGCACUAAACAAGGGGGUGGCUGAAUUUGAAUGUGCUGUUGUAUGUAGCGCAUUAUCUUUGUAGUCAAUGAUGUUUAUCAGCAGUUGCAAGUUCUUCUUUCUUAGUGUUUGAAUAAUAAAAGAGAAUAUGUUUUGUUUUGUUCUUAA